Molecule: messenger RNA, 1453 nt
Organism: Papaver somniferum (opium poppy)
Lineage: Eukaryota; Viridiplantae; Streptophyta; Magnoliopsida; Ranunculales; Papaveraceae
Product: 3-hydroxyisobutyryl-CoA hydrolase 1-like
Exons: 14
Coding region: 103-1233 (376 amino acids)
Biological process (GO): L-valine catabolic process
Molecular function (GO): 3-hydroxyisobutyryl-CoA hydrolase activity
Source: RefSeq, a predicted model, not a curated record
ACCAAGUGUCCCACUAGAGCACCGGCCAGAAUAUAUGAAGAACUAAGCCCAAAGGUCCGAUUAUAUAGAGAUAGCAGAGGAAAUAGACGGUGGAAAGCAUAAAUGACAACUCUAGUUGACCAUGUUCAGGUCGAAGAGAAUUUGCAUGCGAGAACUGUAAUUCUAAAUCGGGUUCACAAGUUAAAUAUCAUGUCAUCACAAAUGGUAUCUCGACUGCACGAAGUUUACACAGCGUUCGAGAAGGAUCCUGAAGCCAAGUUGGUGAUUUUGAAGGGAAAAGGAAAAGCUUUUUGUGCUGGUGGGGAUCUUGCAGAAUAUUUCCAUGAAAGUACUGAGGGCCAUUGGACGUUAGGUGUGAAAAUUUUGGAGAACGCAAUCACCUUAAUGUACCAAGUUGCGACAUUGGCCAAACCCCAGGUAUCGAUCCUUAAUGGAGUCGUGAUGGGAGUUGGAUGCGGACUUUCCACUCAUGGUAGAUUUCGCGUUGUAACCGAGAGAACGAUUUUUGCUAUGCCAGAAGUUGUCAUGGGAAUAAUCCCAGCUGUAGGGGCUUCUUUUUUUCUGUCUAGACUCCCCGGCUUCUUUGGAGAAUACCUCGGUCUUACUGGUGCAAGGUUGGAUGGCACUAAAAUGCUUGCAUGUGGCCUUGCAACUCACUUCGUCCCUUCAAUAAAAUUGAGUUUGCUAGAUGAUGCACUGAAUAAAGUAAACACAAGUGAUCCAGCUAUUAUCUCGGCAGUUAUUGACGAGUGUUCAGAGCAACCUCCUUUAAAAGAGAGAACUGCUUAUUAUAGACUACUAGACAUCAUUGACAGAUGCUUUUCACGGAAGACAAUCGAAAAUGUUAUCUCAGCUCUUGAGAUGGAGUCUAUGAAAGGAGCGGAUGCUUGGAUUGAUGAAGCGCUUCACUUAAUGAAAAAAGCAUCACCUCUUAUUCUUAAAGUUUUUCUCAAAUCGAUUAGAGAAGGGAGACUGCAAGGUCUCCGUCAGUGCCUUGCCCAAGAAUAUAGAAUUUCAUGCCAUGGUUUGCAAGUUGGACAGGAUACAUUUGAGGGUUACCGAGCUAUCUUUUUGCGUAAAGACCAUACUCCAAAUUGGAAGCCUUCUAGGUUAGAGCUUGUUAAUGAUGAAAUGGUGGACCGGUACUUCUCGAAGAUGGAUGAUGACGAAUGGGUAGAUCUAGACCUACCAGUAAGGUCUGACUUGUCGACCUCUAUUAUAGCAAAGCUCUAAGGAUUUCUUGGGAUUGCAUCUGGUAUGUUGGUAGCUGUUCUGUGCAGAACCCUGAAGACCUUUGUAGUAAAAGAUUUAAUUCCAUGACUAUUGUAAACUUGUAAUAAAGCUCUAUUACUGUUAACUAAUAAUACUCUAAAGAAAAGCUCUGCUUUACUUUAGGUAAGAUCAAGAAAGUAUGUCUAGCCCUAAUAUGACAAAUACAAACAUCUUGAUUAUA